Messenger RNA from Sitodiplosis mosellana (orange wheat blossom midge), 7216 nucleotides. RefSeq lists its product as uncharacterized. Gene Ontology annotation, molecular function: protein binding. The record is from RefSeq and is a predicted model, not a curated record. The transcript is spliced from 15 exons. Gene Ontology annotation, cellular component: plasma membrane. The coding region runs from base 2508 to 5786 and encodes 1092 amino acids. NCBI's taxonomy places the organism in Eukaryota, Metazoa, Arthropoda, Insecta, Diptera, Cecidomyiidae.
AGUUGUGUUUCGAACAUUCAACGAAACGGAAGCCAAAUCAUUCCGAUCUUAUUCUCGCUUGUGUAAUAAAUUACAAUAGAGUGAAAAGUUUUUUUUGCGAAAUCAAAUAGAUAUUAGUUAGCCGGGCGAAUGUGCUAUUUUAGUUCUCAAGAAGGACGAAGUUGGAAAAUGGAAUGAAUUGAAGAAUUUGUAAUUUUUGUUUCGUGUUUUUUAAAACAAAAUUUAAGAUUUACCGAAAAAAAUAAAUAACGAAAACACUACUCAGACACAAGUGACCAUCACUGAAUGUGAAAUGGUUUAGAGCUGCUUCAACACCUUGCACACAAAACCGCAUUAAUGGUGAAUAAAACAAUGAAAAAUUGAGGCUGCAAGAGCAAGAAGAAACGAAAAUAUAAUCAUCUCACAUUAUCAAAGGUCAGCGGAAACGAAGCAAAUGAAAUAAAAUAUUAAAAAAAAAAAAAACGAAAUGAAAUGCUCGGCAACGAUAAGUGAUGUUUUCAACUGUCAACUGUUAUCGAAUGAACAACGCUUUACUGAAAUAUCAGCAACUGUUAUUAAGAAAAAAGAAAUUAGUGAUUUGAAAUCAAUUUCGAACAACACAACGAAUGAUUUAGAGUAGAAAGUUGCUACAAACGUAUUUACACGUGCCCCUCGUGCUACAGAUUUUUAUCUUUGAAUGCUUGAACUUUCAGUCGAUGUUUUGUUUGAAGGACUUAUUCAUAUCCACCGGUAUACGCGGAGCGUUACAACAUAGCGAACGAAAGGACAAAGAACAAAAAAUAACGUAACGGAAAUCAUUGAAAAGCAUACAGUUUCUACUCUUCUUAGAAUCUAGAGUGUGUAGUGUGCACAAAGGAAGAAGAAAAAAAAGAGUGAGGAAUAAAAAAGAAACAAGUUUGUGUGUUAUAUCUCUAUUUUCUCUGUUGAAUUUGUAACCUUAUCAUAUAUACAUCUAGGUUGCUCUGCGUUCACAUUUAAAAUACUUCUUCUUGCUGUGCGUUGCACUGCUGUGUAAGUGAGGGUUCUCUAGACUACAGAAGAGAGAGAGAGAAAAAAAGAGCCGUUCUGGACCAGGGGAAAUUAUUUCGAAUAGAGCAUAUGAAAAACAUUUGCAAAUUUUUUUCUCUUUCUUUCCUUUUUUUUAUUAUUCUCUCGUAAACUGUGCGAAUGCAUCCGCAUGAAUUAAAAUAAAAACAAAAGUUGAGUGUGAAAGAGAGAGAGAAACAAACUGAACAUCAAUAACAACAGAAAAAAAAAGCGAAACAGAGAACGUAAAUCAACAUUCAGACAGUGGCUACAUCACAUUUUUGCAUGUGUCUGUGGGUGUGUGUGUGUGUGGAUAAAAGAAUCGACGAAUCUACGCGGAAAUUUGCAACACAAUUGAAGUUGAAGUUGCGUGCGUGUCCAUGUGCAUAUAGAUUUAUAUACGCGCGUAUGUGUGUAUAUGUGUAAAAACACUAUAACUUUAAAUGCAUUUUUGCGCUGCAACGUUCGAUGGCUAUGCAAUUUAAUUUUCUGCCAUACCUCUCUGUGCUGUAAAACGAAAAAUUUGAACAAAAAAAAAAAUGGACGUGAAUGAGUGAAAUAAGCGCAUGCAUUUGAUGCGGCGGCGUAAUGUGUCUUUCUCUUGCUCUCGCCUCUCUCCAUAUGAAAAGUAUUUUGUAGUCUAUUUUCGUUGAGUGAGUGCUUUUAUGCUUAUUGUAAGUGGUAGUAAGGGCAUAGCAGAGCAAUAAGACCAUCAAGCAUCGAUAACAAAACAACAUUCACACACAAAAAAGUGGUCUAAAAGCAAAACAAAAAGAAAGAAGUUUGAACAUAAAAUACAGAGAGAGAGAAAAAAAACGAACCGGAGAAAGAACUGAUUGCGCUUUUUCAACCCCGGUUGUACUUCGUGACUGUCGUUUUAUGCCAACGAUUUAAGUCUGUGUGUAUACAUUGCACUUGGCCAUAUUUACCAUUUUUUUUUUCACGAUCAUUUCAAGUAGAAAAAAGCGGCGCACUCUUUCUGGAGUUGAUGAUUGCUCUUCAGAUCUCGUGAGUGGUAUUAAUUCCCAUGGUACACUUUUUUUCGGUACAUGUGUAUGUGUGUGUGUGUGUGUGAUUAAGAUGUUGAUGAUUGUUUUCACGGGAUUCGAAAAACGUGGACUGUAAUUUACCGGAAAAAUACAUUUGCAAUUUUGAAGCGAAAUAAAUCUGAAAUAAGGACAAAAGAGCCGUAAUCAUACAAUUCAAGUGUAGUUUGUGCUGAAAUUGUGCUUUCAACAGUAUUGACGUACACCGCGCACGGAUCAACUGAGCUCGUUUGACAGAUAAGAGGCUCGAUGAACCACAUUUUAUCAUUCAAUCAACAAAUACUCCAGAAAAAAAGAUCGCAGAAUUGGAUUGAUUUGCUGCAGCCAAAUGCACUAUCGGCUUACGAGCUUCCAAUAACUGUUCCAAACCAUAUGUUUUAGACAUAACAAAAGACUAUAAUUAAACCAACGAAGGAAAUCACAUAAACGCCUUCAAUGGUUCGAAUGGAUGGACAUUGCUUUAUCUCAGCGCUGCUCUAUGCGCUCAUUGGUUUCGAUACAUUGAUUUCGAAGCCAAUGCUUGUGCAUGCACUAUCAUUGCCAUCAUCAUCAUUUUCGUCAUCGUUACUGAGCCCACUAUCACCCGUCACAGGCGAUAAUCAACAGCAGCAUGACAGAGCGACCAACAAUGGUAAUAAAAGUCGAUCCAGCAACAAUGCAAAUAACAAUAUACCGAUGUCAAAACCGAAACUAAUGUGCAAAAUAUCCGAGUGGAAAUGCCCGAAUGGAACCUGCAUAUCACUAUCAAAAUAUUGCAAUGGCAUUCCGGACUGUGCGGAUAAAAGUGAUGAACCAGAUGAAUGUAGCGUGUGUAACCGCACAUGGUUCGGUGAUAUAGGAAAAACGUAUGAAAUGGAAAUAGAUAAGCCAAGUGCGUUGCCGUUUAUAUGUCAUCUGAAUUUUACAGCACCAGGUGGAUUACAUGGUGACAUUAUACAAAUAAAUAUUGACAAAUUUAACAUUGGCCGAUUCACAUCGCACACAAACGAUGGCUGUCCCGAUGGUUUUAUGACAAUAAGUGAGCGGAAUAUUUCAUCGUUGGAUGCCGCAGUUGGGAUGUACAGCGAUAGUAGCGGUGACGGAGGCAGCGACGGUGGCACUAAUCAGUAUGGCAAUGGCAAAUGGUGCGGCAAUGCUUGGGGCUACAAUGUAUAUUACAGCGAAAGUUCUUCCAUUAACAUAACACUGAAAAUAUUCAAAUUCGCGCAGCAGCCACAACUUACCCUAACGCCCAAUAACAAUAAUUUUUCAUUUCGUAUAAUCUACAAGUUUUUGAAGCGUACGGAUGCCAAGCUAAGGAACGAAAAGGGAAUUUGGACUGGUGAUCAUGUAGCGGGGACAUACUGCAACAAAAAUGUCUACGAUUGCGAUAGACGAAUCUGUCGAAUAAGGUCACCAAAUUUUCCCGGCAUGUAUCCACGUAAUCUGACAUGUAAAUAUCACAUUCAUCAUCGUCCGCCACCAACUGGCCUGCAUGCGAUGCUCGUUGUACGUCAGCCCGUCGGACAAAAAAUGUAUUUGAAAGACCAACAGCAAGAAAGGCACCAUGAAUCAAAUGGACGGUCAUUGAGAGCGUGGAAUCAUUGUGACUCGGUGCAGGACUAUUUAUCGAUUUUCGAUGGCAAAAGCACUGAAUUUCCCGAAUUGGCAAGAGUUUGCGGCGGUGAUUCAUUGCCAGACAUAAUAUCAAGCGGCCCGGAUAUGCUAAUCGUAUUUCAGACAUCACCGUUUGAUAGUCUUUUCCAUCCGACGCCAGUUUCAUAUUUACUUGGCUUCGAACUACAAGUCGAGGUGAUGUUUGUGAAUGCCAAUUCCCAAAUGUACACGCGACAACCGAAUCAAUGUGAAUUUGUUUUGAGUGCAUUCGAGAGUGUUUCGGGUGAAUUGGAUAGUCCAAAGCAUACGCUGCCUCCCAACACAGUAUGCCACUAUCACUUCCAAGGGCGUCGCCAUGAAAUCGUUUGGAUAACAUUCACCAAGUAUCAUUCAGCUGUUGAUCAAUCAAUCUUUGAGGCGCCCACUGAAUGUACACCACAGCUCCGUAUUUGGGAUGGUAAACUACGUGCGAAUAAUAAAAACGAUGGAUUGGUGGAAAAUGUUCGAAAUGCUUCGCUGAUGGCUGAAGUGUGUCGUGAAGAAGUACCAAAGCUUUGUUCUCGCUUAUUGAUAUCACGUGAAACGCGGCCAUGUUCAACUCAUGAGAGUUACUUGAGCAUUAGCCCUGAUAUGACAAUCGAAUUCAUGCCAAAUCCAAGCGGAACACCUCAUUUGUAUGGGCCUUCAUCUGCAUUUAAGCUUCGAUACGAAUUUUUGGAUACAAUGCUUGGCGGAGCUCCACUAGAACCAUUCUCCAAAUCAAUUGGUCCAAAGGCUAUGCCCGAACCUGCAGCCUUACUACAAACACAGUCAAAAUCUUGCAAUAGAGUUUACAGAUCAAAUGUUGCUAUGCGCGGAAUAUUCCGUUCGCCAUCGAACGUGUUUCUUUUUGGUCGUGGAGGAUCCACAAACAUCUCUUGUAUCAUUCGUUUUGAAGGAAACGCCGAUGAAAGCGUUCGGUUAACAAUAACAAGAGCGCGUUUCGGCGGUCGUUCGUGCCAAAAUGUACAAAAUCGAUCCGGCCGUUGGCAAUGUAACUAUAUGGGUGGUCCACUAUCCGACUUACGAAUUGGCGAAGUUCCUUGGCCAGAUAUUCCACCGUUGCCAAGAGAUUGUAUUUGCGCUGAUAUAUCCGGAUCGUUAGCAUUGGCGCCCAUUGCAGCUAGCACAGUGGAAGCACACUUUACCGCAUUCGAAAUGAAUAUUGAUCAAGACUUUCGUGAUUUUUAUUUCGAGGGACGUUACGAAUUCGUUAAAGAUAAUUGCCAGAUGAAUUGGGAAGAGCGUCGUUUGCAUGGCAUCAGCGGUGAGGCAAAUUUGGGUCCAUCAUCAUGCAAUGGAAUGCCAAUAAUUCAACCAUGGCUGCUGGAGCCAGAAACGGAAAAUAGCUACUUGGUAUUGAUGCUUAAAGGUUUUUGGAUGCCACCACUGUUGCAUUCAGUACCACCGUGUCCAACCGAUGCACGAAUCACCGUAUAUUCGACGAAUAAUCCGAAAGCAUCACGAGAUUUGUGUCCAUCCGGUCCUGAUGUCGUUGCAUUCUCUGACGGAUGGGAUAGUAUACAUCAAUUUAAUCCGGUGGAAAUAUCGAAGAAUCUAGUGAUCGAAUUCCGAGUUCCAUGGAAAACUGGAAUCGAUACAACUGAAUAUAAAAUCAGUUGGAUGGAAAUUUAUCCAGACAUGGAUUGCAUACACAAAUGCAGUGAGCUUCAGGCUUGUAUUGCGCCAAAGCUUUGGUGUGAUGGUCGAGUGCAUUGUCCAUCGGGGCAGGAUGAAGAUCCGAGUGUGUGCGAAACAAAUCCACCACUUUCACCGUUACGUGUUGGAUUAGCAGUUGCGGCGGUCACGAUUCUGUUGUCACUGAUCGCCGGCUUAGCGGCAUGCGCAAGACGAAGACGUGGCGAAAAACAAAAUAAUUUCCAUAGUGAUCAUGACGAUGUGAAUAGCAUGACAAUGGGAUCGAAUUUGAACAACAGCAGCAUUGUGUCUUCACACAAUCAACAGUCGCGUCGACAUCACCACAGUCAUGGACAUCGAAGCCAUCGCGGCUCAUCGCAUCCUCAUGCAUCUCUGUCGCCACUUUAUUUAGAUACUCAACCAAAUCACAACUAUUGUUGACAAGACGUUGUAACAUCAGUUUAGCUGAUUAAGUAAGAUGUGAAACCAAGAAAUCCGUUUUUAUUUAACUAUUUUCCGCCUAAUGAUUCAAAUGGAUUUACAUCCAUUUUUCCUCGACGAACGACGGUUUUGUAAGAAAAAAUAGAAAGAAAAAACAAUUAAAAAAAAAAUCAAUUCCACUCAAUAAUCGAAAUUGUUGAAAAGGAAAUAAUUAAUUGAGAGCUAGAGCAAGAGUAUUUCUAGCGUAAAAAAAAUCUUUAAUUCACUCACAAUGCAUGCCAUCGUCUUGUAAAGGAAUUCUUUUCUCAAUUUGUUAUGCAAUAAACGUAAGAGAUCCGCUCUUAUUAAAUUCACCUGAAGAAUUCAAUCUUCAUAAUUCGCUCCAAUGAAAUGAUUGCAGAGUAAUGACACAAAACAUACGAUAUCAAUUUAAAUCUAUAUUUAACUUUGAAAAUGCAUUUAGGAAAUCCAUAUAUACACUCAUUGACCGAUAUACAAGGUGUGACAACGAAAUCGAACUCAUUUGUUUUUUUUUAACAUGAAAACAAAGAAUUUUUUUCGAUAUUUUCAGAAGAAAAAAAAUUCAGUCGCGACCAUGUUGAUUACGAUGGUUGUAUACGAUUUUAAUUCCUAUUCAGAUCUAAUGAAAGAUGCCGAAAAAUAUGCACUUUUUAUGGAAAACGGCUUCAUUUUUGGAUCUGCUUCCACUUCGUCCUCUAUCUAUAAUCCACUUUCUUGGAAGAUAAUUAUUUACACCACAGGCCAUAAGUUUGGACACCCCUAUGAAACGUUUGUUUCUACGCUUUUGAACAUUUUCACUUGAAAUUUAGUAUUGGAUAUGAAAAUAUAUCGAAAUUCUGACCGAAUGGAUGAUUUGGAAGAUAACAUUUGGCCGGCCUAUGGCCAUCUUUUGGCCUUUGAGCUGUGGGAGCCAAAAUCGAAGUCUUAAACGGGCCAUCGGAUUAAAAAGUUAAAUACGCCAUUGGAAAGGUCUUGAAAAGUAGAUGUGAUUUUUAGUAUUAAACAUCAAAAUCGGCCGGCAUUCGGCCAAGAUAUGGCCGUUUGUAAUUUUUGGCCGAAAUCUUCAAUCAGCCAUAUCUUGGCCAAAAGCUCGCCGAUUUUGAUGUUUAAUACCAAAAAUGAUACGUACUCUCUGAGACCUUUCCAACGACGUAUAGCAUGUUGAAAUUGGACAAGAGGUUUGAAAUUUAAAAAUUUUGGGCCAAAUUCAUUCAUAGGGGUAUCCAAACUUAUGGCCUGUGGUGUAAGUAAUCAUAACGCACUUCCAACAAUUGAAUCAGAUUCUCAUUUUUUGGAAAUAUUGAAAAAAAUUCAUUUGUUCCAAAGGGUUCCAAUUUCGUUGUCACACCCUGUAGCAUUUCAAACAAUUUCAAUGAACAAAUUUGACGCACUGAAUAAAUUUAUUUUCA